Messenger RNA from Xiphias gladius (swordfish), 3455 nucleotides. RefSeq names its product CTP synthase 1-like. The transcript is spliced from 18 exons. Lineage: Eukaryota; Metazoa; Chordata; Actinopteri; Istiophoriformes; Xiphiidae. Gene Ontology annotation, biological process: CTP biosynthetic process; pyrimidine nucleobase biosynthetic process. The record is from RefSeq and is a predicted model, not a curated record. Gene Ontology annotation, molecular function: identical protein binding; CTP synthase activity. Gene Ontology annotation, cellular component: cytoophidium; cytoplasm. Bases 218 to 1984 code for a protein of 588 amino acids.
AGCGGUUGACUAAGGUCUGCCUGAGAGAUUAGGCCGCGGGCAUAACCGUCGUCGCACAGCGAAACGGAAGGAAACAAACUGUACCGAGAAGAAACCGAUCAGUGUUUCCUACACGUGUGUCUGCUGCUGCGGUAACGUGGAGCCCGAUGCUUCGUAAAUAAAAGAAAGGUCAUCUGGAUGCCGGUUUCUCUGUAGCCGUUAGUCUUCGCAUGCCACUAUGAAGUACAUCCUUGUUACGGGCGGCGUCAUAUCUGGUAUUGGUAAGGGCAUCAUUGCCAGCAGCGUGGGAACAAUCCUCAAGUCCUGCGGCCUUCACGUCACAGCCAUCAAAAUCGACCCCUAUAUCAAUAUUGAUGCUGGCACCUUUUCACCAUAUGAACAUGGUGAAGUAUUUGUUCUCGAUGAUGGUGGGGAGGUGGAUCUGGACUUGGGUAACUAUGAGCGUUUCCUGGACAUCCGUCUUACCAAGGACAACAACCUCACCACUGGAAAGAUCUACCAGUCGGUAAUCAACAAAGAGAGGAGGGGAGACUACCUAGGCAAGACUGUACAAGUGGUACCCCACAUCACAGAUGCCAUCCAGGAGUGGGUAAUGAAGCAAGCCAAGAUUACAGUGGACAGUGAUGGUGGGACGCCUCAAGUUUGUAUUAUAGAGCUGGGAGGCACAGUUGGGGACAUCGAGAGCAUGCCCUUCAUCGAGGCCUUCAGACAGUUCCAGUUCAAGGUGAAGAAGGAAAACUUCUGCAACAUCCAUGUCAGCUUGAUACCGCAGCCCAGUACUACAGGAGAGCAUAAAACCAAACCAACCCAAAACAGUGUCCGAGAGCUCAGAGGGCUGGGCUUGUCUCCAGAUUUGAUUAUGUGCCGCUGUAAAACGUCCUUAGAAACGGCUGUCAAGGAGAAGAUCUCCAUGUUUUGUCAUGUGGAGCCCACACAGGUGAUAUGUGUCCAUGAUGUCUCCUCGAUCUACAGAGUGCCUUUGCUGCUGGAGGACCAGGGUGUUGUGAGCUACUUCUAUCAGCGGCUGAACCUGCCUGGCGAGAUUAGGCCCAUAAAGAUGCUCACAAAGUGGAAGGAGAUGGCUGAGAGAUCUGACCAUCUCCUGGAGUGUGUUUCCAUAGCCUUGGUGGGGAAGUACACAAAGUUAACUGACUGCUACGCCUCAGUUAUUAAGGCCCUUGAACACUCAGCCCUCGCCAUUAAUCACAAACUAGAGGUCAAGUACAUAGACUCUGCAGACCUGGAGACUGCCACUCUGCAAGAUGAGCCAGUAAAAUAUCAUGAGGCCUGGCAGAAACUCUGCAGUUCUCAUGGUGUGCUGGUACCAGGGGGUUUUGGUGUGAGGGGAACCGAAGGCAAGAUGCUGGCUAUUAACUGGGCCAGGAAACAGAAUAAGCCAUUCCUGGGGGUAUGUUUGGGCAUGCAGCUGGCAGUGUGCGAGUUUGCUCGCAAUGUUCUUGGAUGGGAAGAUGCAAACUCCACUGAAUUUAAUCCUGAAUCAAAACACCCUGUGGUGAUUGACAUGCCAGAGCACAACCCAGGGCAAAUGGGUGGGACAAUGAGGCUGGGGAAGAGGCGGACGAUUUUCACAUCCAACACCAGCGUACUGAGAAAAUUGUACGGAGAUUUGGAAUAUGUUGAGGAGAGGCACAGACACAGAUUUGAGGUGAAUCCUGAGCUGAAGCACUACUUUGAAACAAAGGGUCUUCACUUUGUGGGUCAGGAUAUCGAAGGAGAGAGAAUGGAGGUCAUUGAAUUAGAGGGUCAUUGUUACUUUGUUGGAGUGCAGUACCAUCCAGAGUUCACCUCAAGACCCAUCAAGCCUUCUCCUCCAUACUUUGGUCUCCUGCUGGCUGCUGUAGGAAAACUCCAGAGCUACCUGGCCAAGGGCUGUCGCCUGUCUCCACGGGACACUUACAGCGACCGCAGCGGCAGCAGCUCUCCUGAAGCUGAGAUCUCGGAGCUGAGGUUCCCCUCUUUGUAGUUGUAUAGUUGUGUGUGUCACUUAUGCACAUAAAUGCAAAAGCCCAGACAAAAUCUGGUCUUGCCAUAAUUGACGUUACAAAACCAAAAUAUGUUAAUGAUUUUUAUACUGACUUGUAAAACAUCAUGUUAAUAAUUUUUUUCUCUAAAUAUACUUUGCCUUCAAAGAUUGCGUAAAGGGAUGUCUUGCCGGCAUCCCUGUUUUGUGUUAGAGUUGCUGCAAUAAGCAAAAACUGGAAUAAAAUGUUUGCAGGGGAAUUGUAAGCAAUGAUGUGGACAUUGUGGAAAACCUGUAGAGAAUAUGGGGGAAAAAGUGAGAAAUUAGUGGGAAAAAAACAGACUUAUCAAUGUGUUUGUGCAAAAAUAUUAGGAAAUGGACAAUGUAUUUUCCAGUUAAGUAUAGAAAACAUAGCAACAUUGACAAAGGGCUUAGGUGGGAGACAGGGUCCGUGCAAUCAGGUUUUUGUUGGGGCACCCAUCCUGCAAAUCAAUCCAAUCCAAUGUAUGAAAUACUGAUAAGAAACAUUGACCUUGUACAUUUGUAUGUGACCUUUAUUGUCAAAAGUUUGCCUGUCUAUCGUGACAAGUUGACAUAUAAUUGAUACAAUAACCUCUUAGAAACUUUUUUUAUUGUCUGUCGUACAAUUUUAUUUUAUGUAUUAAUGUAUUUUUACUUUCUAACUUAUAUAUCAUAACACACUCAGGGUUACUACAGAAAAGGGUGUAAACUACAUGUUAUACUGGUUUCAAAUAAUCUUGCACUGUAUUACAUCAAAUCAGUUUGAUUAUGGGAGUAAAUUGGACCACAGAGUUGUUUAUGUGGCUAUAGGGUAUAUACAGUAUGGAUUUUUCUGUUGUAAUGAGGUGAACGGUUUUAGGUAUUAGUCAAUAUCACAAGGACACUGGGUUUUAAUUUCCACAUGAAAGUUGUUACAGGCAAAUUUAUGUUGUUGUAAGGUUUUAUUCCUUAAGCCCAAACCAGCUCAGGUUGCAUGACUUUUAUUGUUCAAGACCUUUUAGCUCGUGACAUCAACAAACAAGAGUUUUGGACUCCGUUGCCUUUGACUCUCAUAUCUGAUCCACAGUUUCCUUAUAUGAAAUAUAGUGAUGCAGUCGUCCGAUAAUCUGGCCAAUUUUGAGUGACCCUGAGUCAAGAGUAUUAACUGGAAAUGAAGCUUGACAUAUUAAAACCAAUGUCAUGAAACUGAAAACUAAGCUUUAAAUUUGAUCUCAAAGCAUCAGUAGCAGCCAACUAUAAAUGGUAAGCAUCAUGCUUCAACAAUGCAACAACAAUCUUGCUUGGAGUCUUGUAAAAUUGACCUGGAUAGUUAAAAUGAUGCAUUUGCAGGAAUAAUUUAUCUGUUGGUGACCAAAAUGUGUGAGAAGUUUAACAUAUUUUUAUAUUUAUGAAGUUCAGAUGCAUGGGUCAUGCAGUAUGUACAUUUCUUCUGAAUAAAUACAUAAAUCUUUCA